Branchiostoma floridae (Florida lancelet) is the source of this 2533-nucleotide messenger RNA. RefSeq lists its product as uncharacterized. Lineage: Eukaryota; Metazoa; Chordata; Leptocardii; Amphioxiformes; Branchiostomatidae. The transcript has 2 exons. The record is from RefSeq and is a predicted model, not a curated record. The coding region runs from base 133 to 1665 and encodes 510 amino acids.
GAAUAUUAGUUCCAUUGUGCACCUAACCGCCAUCUUUUUGACUGCAUACUCGGACCUGGGACAUUCACAAGUAUCUUUAGAGCGAGACAAGUCGGUUCCUAGUUAUUGAGCAACUCCAGAAAUCAUCCUAGAAUGGCUGAACAAGCUGGACAAGCAGGACAGGCUGCAGCCCAACCUGCAGUAGAACUUUUGUCAGAGUGGGGAAAGGAAGCAGCAAAAGAGGGUGCAAAAGAGUGGGGACGGGUCUGCUUACGCAUCAACAACCCAUGGGUGGCUACAGCCAUUGGUAUUGGUGGAAUCGUCAUCAGUGGGAUUGGCGCAUUCUACCUGGCCAACAAGGCCCUGACCAUGCUGGCUGUCCGUCGGGCUGUUGAGAGGAGGGACCCCGACAACCCCGACCAGCCAGCCGACCCACAGGUGGGGGAGGGGGUGCGAGAAGGCUCCCUCCUGGUUCCUGUCAUCUUCUACUCCCAGCUGGGCUACCAAUACUUCACCUCCAUCCUAAACGGACCCUUCCUUAAAGCCUGUCUCCAAGGUGAACUGGAGAGGGUCGGAUAUAAGGAAUCCAUUGACAUAAGUGUAGAGAAGUGGGAGCUACCAAACCUGCCGGAGGGGGGACCAGGACUGAUGGGGAUGAUGGGAGAGGAGAGAGUUCUGGGCUGGCUGGCAGAACUUCCAGAAAAGGUCAGCCUCCUUAGCACAACAGCAGGGGAUUCUGGGAUACCUGAGGACGUCUCCUCUGUAGCAGGUGUCUCUACUGUUGCAUCAUGGGAGGAUGUAGAGGAGGAGGAGGAGGCUGGACCAUCACAGGCCAGACUUCCCCAGCAGCCUCCAGCACAGGUCACACCUGCUGCACAGCAGGCUGAGCUACAGGAGGGCCCACUGAAGGGGCUGAGAGCCAAGCUACUGCAGCACAAGGACUCACCAACUGCACAGACAGAGCUAAAGGCAUACAGCUGUCUGGAAAAGGGGGCUGCCAUGGUAACCACAGGGGGGUACCAGGAGGGGGUGGAGCACUUGCUGGAGGGGAUCAUGCUGGCGGAGUAUGUGAGCCCUGAUGGUGUUGAUACAAUCCUGUAUGACCAGUCCUGGCUGCACCUGGACAGAGCUAAGUUCAACCAACUAACUUCCACACAGCUCCAGGCUGACCCUGACAGCACCCCCUGUCUGCUCAUACAGGCACUGCAGCUUCCCAAUGGACACAGCCGACAGCAGGCCAUAGACCAUGUGAUCGACAUUGUUCUACAGCAUGGAGAAACAGACCCCAUGUACAAACUUCUGGCUUACAUGUACUGUGCUUUAGGGUAUACAAUACAGGUAACCACCAGACAACCAGCCCCAGCCCUGUCUGCCUUUGCCAGUGCCCUUAUGCACAAAUCUGGCCACCUGCAUGCCCUGUUCCUCACAGCAGAGUGUUCCAUGGAUGUGUCUGUCCCACAGGCCAUCAGGCAGUUUCACCACUACAUCCACACAGCUCCUACAGACCAUGAUGGGGUUCCCCGGGCUCAUUACUUCCUAGUUACCCUGUACGGCCAACAGGACCUAUCUGUCCACAGGGACAGAAUCCUGCACCACUACAACAUGGCCCAGCAGACUGACAGGAACAGGCUGCCUGUGUUUCCACCAGUCUCCAGUUGGCUAACAGAGCGAGCCAGAAGGGUGUAAGUCAUGGCACAGCCUCGCAAGUGAUCACACAGUUCAAUAUAGCAAAUCUGGUACAUAAAACAAUAAAAGAAUGAAAGACAAAAGCAGGCAAGACAUGAACAUUGUGAAAUUACAACUAAAGCACUACAGGACUUACAUGUAGAUUCACUACGUACUGUAUGUGUGUGUACCUUUAAAAUUGUCACUCUGUCAUAUGAUAUAUUAUAAAAGAGCUUCUUUUGAGAUGUGAUAUAAUUAUCAUCAUUAUUGCCAUUACUUAUACUCUUUAUAUCAGAAAACAUAACGUUAUACAUGUCAUUUGGCCAUCAUAAGCAGAAACAGAAAUUAAAGAUGUCUGUGAAUAUCACAAUGCUUGCAAGGAAGAUGAUUUAAAUUAUCAAAACAUAGAGCAGUCAGUGCUAUUAUGACCAAAAUUGUCACUAGAAAAGUUGUCUAAUUGAAUUUGAAAGUAACGUCACAAAUGUGUGUAGAUUAGUAUGAGACAAUGAGCAUCCUAAUGCAUGUAAUAGACUGAGGUUAGCAUGGGGAAAUCUUGUAAAGCAUUUCAGAUUAUAUUUUGUACAAUAUAUAUUAUAUAUAUAAGAAUCAUAAAAAGCUGCAGGUUGUUGUUUAAAAUGAACUUGAAUCAUUGUCAUAAACCAUGUCUAGUACUUUUAUGCUGCUGCUGUCAUUAGACAUUUCACUAUUUUGCAAACAGGAAAAAAAAACAACAACAGAAUAUUAAUUAAUAACAUUAUGCAUGGUUUGCAGGGCUCAAAUUAUGCAAGGCACAUGCACUUUUGUAGCUGUGCACCUCAUUUUGACAGUAGCUGCACCUACAUGUACUACUACUAGUGGAUUUUUUGUAGUGCUGUAUAAAUUAUAUGUA